ACCAUCGGGGGCGCGGGAUGCAGACAUCGGGGGCAAGACUGGCGAGUCUGCUGGAGGACAGGAAGCACAGUUUCACCUACGAGUACUUCCAUGGACCACAGCUCGCUCAGAAGCCUAGCGAGCAUGACCGGGAUAUGUCCCACGUGGUGAAGUCAAUUACCUACGGAGAUCUCUGGGGAGGAAAGGAUCAGAAGACAGCAAUCAGCAGCGGACCUCCAAGCUGGUUGACUACUGCUUAUGAAGGACUCGUUCACUUUCAUUGAUGAGUGGGAUCGACGGCUCAUUGUUUAUCCUAUGGGAUUGUUGUUCUUUCAAACCGUCAACUGCUCAUAUCAGACAACAACAGCCAUGUAAGCUCGAUUUUGACGGGAGAUUGUUGCUGGCGUUUAGCGAUCGUUAGUGACACCCAUGAUUAUUUUUCACAAAACAAAACCGCUUAUCAUU
Messenger RNA from Guillardia theta CCMP2712, 444 nucleotides. RefSeq lists its product as hypothetical. The transcript is spliced from 3 exons. The record is from RefSeq and is a predicted model, not a curated record. The coding region runs from base 18 to 263 and encodes 81 amino acids. Lineage: Eukaryota; Cryptophyceae; Pyrenomonadales; Geminigeraceae.